Molecule: messenger RNA, 535 nt
Organism: Entrophospora sp. SA101
Lineage: Eukaryota; Fungi; Glomeromycota; Glomeromycetes; Entrophosporales; Entrophosporaceae
Source: the annotation of a GenBank genome assembly
CAAGAAUAAUAGUUACAAAAAAGAACAUGAUGUUUUGGAAGAUAUUACGAAUUGUCUUCCCACUUCUUCGACCUCUAACUUUACAUUAUCAGAUGAACAAAAACUUGUACACAGUACAAUUAUUAAAAAUAGAGAGAGUACAUUUAUUACGGGUUCUGGAGUAUACCAAUUCAAUUCUGUAAAUAAUUCUGGUUGUAGUGAUGAUAAUAAUGAAAAUGAGAAUCAUGUGGUUUCUGAUAAUUCUGAAGUUGUUCUCAACCAUGAUAAAUCUUCAUCAGCUUCAUCAUCAAUCCCAAAACCUAUAUAUAAAAUUAAAGCGGAAAUUUUUGAUCUUUUGUUGCCAAAAGUUAAGGAACUUGGAUAUAGAAAUUCUAUGGCAAAACAAAUUGUUUUUUAUCUUUUAGAAACUGGUGAAUUACAAAAGUUGACCAACUCCAUAAACGAUGAUGAAAAUUUUAAAGAAAAAAUUUUUACAGCUCAUAGAGCUGUCUGUGAUAAAGUAUUUGAAAUCAUUACACUUGCUGAAAAUAUGUAA